Messenger RNA from Ilex paraguariensis (yerba mate), 1260 nucleotides. Lineage: Eukaryota; Viridiplantae; Streptophyta; Magnoliopsida; Aquifoliales; Aquifoliaceae. The record is from the annotation of a GenBank genome assembly.
AUGUACAGCAGUGGCAACCCAACAAACAUUGCAAAUCCCAUCAAUGAUGCUAGUGUUCAGUUUGAUAUCAAGACAGAGGGCGGAAGGUUGACCUUGUACCAGACAACUCUGUGUGAAAGACUUUCAUGGGAUCAGCUCAAUACUGUUGUUGAUCUUGAUCCCUACGGUUACCUGGAUGCAUAUAACGAAAAGGAUAUCCAAUUGAUAUGCUGCCAGGCUGAUGCAAGUACUUUGUGGCUUGUCCCUGAAGUUGUCCAGAGAAAGUUUGUUCAGUCCCUUAACAAAAGCAUGGAUAUUAAAUUUUCUUGGGUUCUCACCAGGGACAGACCAAAAGGCAAGGAAGCUGUGAAAUAUGAAAGAAGUGUGGAUCCUUCGGAUCUUCCUGAUGCAUCAGAGGUUGAGGAAGUUCUCAAUGGUAGCACCAACAGGUUUAUAGUAAAAAAUGUUUAUCCCAGAUAUUUUCGGGUUACUGGUUCUGGCGAUGUCAGACCUUUCGAACAGGAGGCCAAUGAUGUCAGUGCGGAUCUUGUUCUAAAUCGUGGGAAUUCCGAGUGGUGGUCCUUGUACGAUAACAAUAGGUUCAAUGUCAGUGGAUGUGGAGGAUUGAUAGGGCCUAUGGCCAUUGUUGUAUCAGAGGAAACACCACAGGGUUUUCUUGGCGAAACUCUCAGCAAAUCCAGUAUCUGGGGUCUCUACAUCACAUUUGUGCUAGCAGUUGGUCGGUUUAUCAGACUUCAGUGCUCGGAUUUAAGAAUGAGAAUCCCAUACGAGAAUCUCCCUUCUUGUGACAGGCUGAUUGCCAUCUGCGAGGACAUAUAUGCUGCAAGAGCAGAGGGUGAGCUUGGAGUCGAGGAGGUCCUAUACUGGACGCUGGUUAAGAUUUACAGGUCGCCGCAUAUGUUGCUCGAGUACACGAAGCUUGACUAGACUCAAAAAGCUGACUUUAGGUUCGACUAACAUACAGUUUGAGGAAUUAACUAACAAAUACUGAUUUCUUUUUGGUUCGAAGAAGCUCUCGUGCAGAGUACCAUACCAGACAUUCCCCAAGAUUUCUUUAUUUUGCAGUUGAGUUUGUAGAAGUGUUUUGCUUGUAUUCAACAGCAUUCGAUUUGAGAUACUCACAAUUUAUAUGUACAUAACUUGGAGAGUCAUAAUGUAUAUGCAAAUAUCAGAUCACAUGGAGAGCCAAUUAGUGCCUCCUAGCUGCAUGUAAAAGAUAUUGAUAGCUCUGUAUAUGAUUCUAUGAUUUUCCAGUGUUUC